This is a messenger RNA of Spodoptera littoralis (African cotton leafworm), 1053 nucleotides long. NCBI's taxonomy places the organism in Eukaryota, Metazoa, Arthropoda, Insecta, Lepidoptera, Noctuidae. The record is from the annotation of a GenBank genome assembly.
AUGUUCUUCAGAAAUGUAUGGUGUGCGGCCGAGACGACGAAUAGUUGUAGACCGUUGCUUCUCCAGCAAGGUCGCGGAAGCCUCAGCAACGUUCGGGUGGUGGUUCGCAAUUCUUUACACAACAGUCGACGAGGCGCCCGGCGCACGGCCCUCGAGCCCGAUCCGUUGUCCCAGAUACAGAUAGAAUCAGGACCACUUCAUGCUAGAGUCCUUUGGAAGCCUUUCUUUUUCACAGUUGGGGUAUCUGCAGUAAGUCUCACUGGCUGCUUUAUAUGGGAAUAUGAGAACCUACGCUUACAUGCCUCAUCUUUUCUCAAAAAACCUGGCACCUGGUUGAGUGCUCAGCAAAGAAAAUUUAAAACACAUCUUCAAAAAGCUGAGCCUGGUCCGCUUACCAAAUGGUGGAGGUCGUUAAGAGACAGUGAGAAAGUCUUUUACCCAAUACUGGCUGCAAAUUUAUUGGUGUUUGGUGCUUGGCGUGUGAGGUCCCUGCAACCCUACAUGAUUAAAUACUUCUGUUCUAAUCCAUCUGGAAGUUCACGAUGUCUUCCAAUGUUGUUGUCUACAUUCAGCCAUUACUCUGCAAUGCAUCUGGCCGCAAAUAUGUAUGUUCUUUACAGCUUCAUGCCUGCUGCAGUAGCAUCAUUAGGAAAAGAACAAUUUGUAGCCAUGUAUUUAAGUGCUGGUGUAAUAAGCAGCUUUGCAAGUUUUGUCUACAAAGUUGCACUAAAUCAACCUGGCCUUAGUCUUGGUGCAUCUGGAGCAAUAAUGUCGGUGUUGGCGUAUGUAUGUGUACAGUAUCCUGAUACCAGGCUCAGCAUUAUCUUUCUACCAAUGUACACAUUUGCUGCUGGCACGGCUAUCAAGGUUAUUAUGAGUGUUGACUUUGCUGGAGUGGUAUUUGGAUGGAAAUUCUUCGACCAUGCUGCACAUCUUGGUGGUGCUUUAUUUGGCAUGGCUUGGUGUCACUGGGGUAGCUCAAUUAUAUGGGGGAACAGAGAUAAAUUCCUGCAGUAUUACCAUACUUUUAGGAAAAACGAUACAGGCAGAUAG